CAAACAAUAGCCUAAGGUGACCCUAGCUAGGCUGGAAGGAUGUAUAAUGGCACAACUUUUACCCAUAAAUACCUAUAGAUUUUUUUGAUGGAUCCUCUAUAUCAUACAAAAAUCAAAUCUGCAACAAAGAGGAACUAUGGCGUUAGAGGUGGUGAUGGUGAUAAUCUCAGAUGAGAUGAUUAAGCCUUCAUCUCCAACUCCAAUCCAUCUCAGAAAUCUCAAACUCUCCGUCUUAGACCAAAUCUCACCUCCCAUAUAUGUUCCCCUCAUUUUCUUCUACAACCAUCAUCAACUAGAGCUCAAGAAACUCCAAAUAUCAUCAGGGGUAGAUGAGAAGGUGAUGCUGAAAGUGAAGAUUUGUUUCUUCGAGUGCGGAGGGAUUUCCGUCGCUAUAUCUCUCUCGCACAAAAUUGCCGACGGAACAUCUCUCGUUGCGUUUGUCAAUGCAUGGGCCGCUGCAACCCGCGGCGAAACUCUAGAGUUCAAGCCGUCCUUCGAUUUCGCUUCCGUUUUCCCACCCCGAGACCUCUCCGUGUUGGAAUCCACCCAGACAGUCGGCUGUACGCAGGAGAAAAUCGUGACGAAAAGAUUUGGUUUCGACAAGGAAGAGCUGACGAAGUUUAAGAUGAUCAACAGUAGUGGAUCGCAAGUCAAGAAUAUUCCAACUAGAGUGGAAGCUGUUUCUUCCUACAUCUGGCGACGCUUUAUAGACGCUGCAAAAGCGAAAGAAAAAGGCAGCACCAAAACGACGUCGUUUGCUGCUGCUCACGCGGUGAACCUGAGGCCGAGAAAGAGUCCACCGUUUCUGCAGCACAUGUUCGGAAACUGCUGGAGGCCCGCGAUCGCACUGUCUGGACCGGAGGCGAGUGAGGCCGAGCUGGUGGGGAAAUUGAGGGGUGCCAUAACAAGAAUGGAUGGGGAUUUUAUUGGACAGAUUGAGAAUGAACUCUGUUUGAAUGUUCUGAGUAGAUCAGUUGAAUUGUUCAUCAAGGGUGGGUUGGAAAAAUGCCUUUUCAGCAGUUGGUGUAGGUUUCCGGUGUACGAGGUGGAUUUCGGGUGGGGGAAACCAGUGUGGGUUUGCACGACGACGCUGCCGUUCAAGAAUUUAGUGAUUUUGAUGAGCACACCAUGUGGUGAAGGAAUUGAAGCGUGGGUUAAUAUUUUGGAGGAAGAUAUGAAAAUGUUUGAACAAGGCCAGGAACUCAACAUCUAAUUAUGUCAAUGAGUGUUCUGCUUUUAUUUCUACCAUCUAAAGAAUGUGCGAUGAAGUAAGAAGUGGUAUGUAUUUUAGAUUGUUUAUUCAAGAAUUAAUAUAUUUUGUGUAUGUAUU
Molecule: messenger RNA, 1330 nt
Organism: Salvia hispanica
Lineage: Eukaryota; Viridiplantae; Streptophyta; Magnoliopsida; Lamiales; Lamiaceae
Product: stemmadenine O-acetyltransferase-like
Source: RefSeq, a predicted model, not a curated record